AUGGCCUAUAGAAACCUUGAUUUCGACGCCGAUAAACAAAUUCAGUACCAAGAACUGCGAGUGGACAUGGCGAAGCUUCAUGAGGACGAUGAAUCUAUAUUUGGUCCUGUGGCUGCUUUCAAGUUACCGGAUGAUUUCAAAACCCGUUCAAAGGAAGAGCAGGCCAAAGCAAAGCAUCGUGUAAAAGAGUCAAAAGAUAUGAUAACGAAAGGACAGAAGAGAGUGAUGGAAAAGGUGAAGGAAAUCAGACAGAGUUUCUCUAAAGCUGUAGUUUCUGGAAGUAGGAGUGGCAGUGGAAAACUUGUUUACGAAUUUUACGACAAACUGAUAACAUUGUGGGGGGGUGGUUCUGCCGGAACAGAGCCCCUUUCUUAUGGUGUAGGAGGAGAUGAUUUUCUGGAAGACAAUGAAGUUGUCCAAUGUCACAAUCCAGAAGAUGACAGCUUAAGUUUGGAUUUGGAAACUGCAGGUACUUCAUCUGGUUCAAGUGAUCUAGGCCCUGGAGAUGAUGGGGGGGUAGUGCAAGUGGCGAUGUGGCACCUGGUAACAAACGCAAAGCUAACUGUGUACCAAAGCUAA
This is a messenger RNA of Pocillopora meandrina, 579 nucleotides long. Lineage: Eukaryota; Metazoa; Cnidaria; Anthozoa; Scleractinia; Pocilloporidae. The record is from the annotation of a GenBank genome assembly.